Messenger RNA from Dentiscutata erythropus, 858 nucleotides. The record is from the annotation of a GenBank genome assembly. Lineage: Eukaryota; Fungi; Glomeromycota; Glomeromycetes; Diversisporales; Gigasporaceae.
AUGAUAAAUUGUCUUACCACAGCUUUAAUUCUACAAAGAAAUGGGUUUCUGGUGGAAAUUCUAUCUGAAUAUUGGCCUGGCGAUUUAAAUAUUAAUUAUUCAAAUCCUUGUGCAGCGGCAGCCUGGAGAGCUAGUCUUUAUAUCGAAGAUGAAAGGAACCCAGAAACUGGAUUAAUGUGUGUACAAAUUUAUGACUUUAUGGAUAAAAAACCUGAUUUUGGAAGUGAUAUUUGGUUUAAAGAUUUUUUCAGAGUGAUACCUCUAGAAGAACUGACAUCUGGUGUCGAAUAUGGAGUGUCUUAUGUAACAGGUUCACAAUUAAUCUAUAUUCAAAUUUCUGCAUUUAUGCAAAUAACACAUUUUGAAUGUUUAUUAAUAAUAGUUAGUUUAAAUGUUCAAAAAUAUCAACAAUGGUUACUUGACCAAUUCAUCGCUAGUGGCGGAAAAAGAAAAAAAGUUCAUCUUAAUGAAUCAUUUUUUAAUGAUGACGAAAUUGAUAUGGUAGUAAAUUGCACAGGGGUCAAUGCUAGAACUUUUAGUGGUGUGAUGGAUAACACAGUGCUUCCUUCACGUGGCCAAACUAUUUCAGUUUGGGCACCACAUAUUAAAACAGUACAUAUCCUAACUAAAGAUAAAAGUUUACAAAUUAUAAGACAUAAUGUCGGGCGAAGACCUUAUAGAAAAAAUGGUAUUCGAGUAGAAGUUGAGAUCACAAAGAAUGCUACAUAUAAAGAUGUCAUAAUUUGUCAUAACUAUGGACACCACUUUUACGGUAAUGCAUUUAAAAAUACAAAAGAUUGGGAUUCAUGUUUAGAAGCUUUUAAACUUAUUGAAGAAAAUAUUCAAAGAAAUAUAUAG